GAUCACUCCUGUUGUUGUUUGUCUACUUGCAGUUGUCUGGACAGAGGAUCCACAAAAGAGGUCUAACCUGUGAAAAUGCCAAAAUCAGUAGGGUAUCAGGAGCUGGAAGUGGUGUGAACCUGUUCAAACAUGGAGCGCUGGGACUCGCUGGGAUUUUUGAUUGUCACACUCAACUAUAAUGUGACCAUUGUAGGCAAGAUCUGGCUGAUGUUAGCAAUUCUGCUGCGAAUGGCAGUGGUAGUGUUAGCAGGCUAUCCACUCUACCAAGACGAGCAGGAGCGCUUCGUCUGCAACACCCUGCAACCAGGAUGCUCCAACGUUUGCUAUGACUUGUUCUCUCCCGUAUCUCACUUCAGAUUCUGGCUCAUCCAGACUCUGUCUAUCCUGCUGCCUUCUGCUGCAUUCAGCAUUUAUGUUUUGCACAAGGCAGCUACGUACAUUGUAAGAAUGCACUGUGUGGUGCACGGAUGGAAAGGGAAUAAGGGUUUAUCAAGCCCCAAAGACCUGAAGGAACUCUGUAGAAGCGCUUCUGUCAAUAGAUUAGGUUGUGGUGCCAACAACCUAAGUGUUCCUAAUUUUUCUGGUGCAUAUACUGUUCAUCUUUUCCUUAGGACACUACUUGAGGCUGCCUUUGCAGCUGUGCAAUAUUUUCUUUUUGGGUUUUUUGUUCCUGAGCGCUUUUCCUGCUACCAUUCACCUUGUACAAGCACAGUUGACUGUUAUAUCUCCCGGCCCACUGAAAAAUCCAUCAUGAUGAUUUUCAUCUGGGGGGUCAGCAGUCUGUCCUUCCUGCUUAGCCUUGCUGAUCUUCUCUGUGCUCUCCGGAGAAUGACAGCAAGAAACCAAAAGAACAAGCUGCUGUCAAACCUCCAUGUAGAGAACGAGUGCAUCUUAGAUCUUCUCCCAGAACAGCCUGGUAGCUCUUCUCCACCUCAAAAUCAGAAUUUUCCAGUAUCAAAUAGCAGACAGGCCAGUGAUGGCUCCUGCUCCCUUCUCUCUGAGGAGGAAGAUGAGGCUGUUCUUCAUCCUGAAGUGGUCUCUCAGCAAACUGCCAGCACUAACCUUAACAGCAACAGCAAUAAGCCCUGUCUAUCAGGAGAUCUUGCUGUUAAGCAAGAUGGCACUGAAGAACCCUUGUGGGCUGGUGACCACCAAGGAACUACAUGCAGGCAAAUGAGACCCAGGCUUCAGCAAGACUUCAUUAAAGAUACUGCUCUGACUUUGGGACCCCAGAUCAAGUCUCACCUUGGCGUUUCUUCCUCUCUGGUUCAGAGCAAGCUUUUAGGAUACUGCCCUUCAGCUGAGCUAAAACCCCCUGAUGCACAAUCUAAUUAUAGCAGUAGUAGUUGCUUGAGGUCAAAAAAGUCAGAAUGGGUAUAGAGCCCUGAGUGUGCUCUACUCAUUGACCUUGGCAGGACACCUCAUUGCGUCACUGAGGAGGUUUCAGAUAGUGUCAGCUGGAUCCCUCAGCUGAGGUUAUGCUGCAGAAACACUAUUAUGAUGUGUUUUUCCAUUGAAGAGGAAGGAAAAACCUCAGAUAAGAGUUUGAAGCCUAUUACAUUCAGGAAACUGUUCUUUGGAAAACGUAACAUCUUUAUGAUAUUCUGAGUGUGACUUUAAAAAUCUGUGGAUUGUUGCUGAUGUGACUGACCUGGUUUUCCAGGAGUACGUGUGAAUGCUUGUUUACCCUAACCUAGUUUUAUUGCAAAAGAUUGAGCUUAGGAAAGACGUGACUUUUAAACGCAGUUGUACAUUGUCUACUGCCAGAAGGUUAAUUUAUCUCCUCAUCUACAUUCUCUAAGCCCACUCUAAGAAAGGAUAUUCAAGCAAGAAGAGUAGACAAUGAAUAAAAUAAAAAUAUAUGUUUUGUAGCAAGGUGUUAAUGUGUAAAAAACCCCUUGGAACCUACUGAUUGAAGGCUACACCUAUCCUAGCUAGCAGCACCAUGGCAGUACCUUUCUCAGACCCUGAGGUCAACUGGCACAGUCUGACCACAUCUGAAUUAUUCAACUCCAUUAACCUCCAAACCAGGGUGACUGUAUCCAUAUUAGCUGUUGGGAAUGGUCCUGUGCUUGAGAAUUGCUCGGGAAAAGACUAGGAGGUGUGGGUCAGGUGUGAGGGAGUGCUCCAGCAGCUUGGCAGUGCCGGGGGCUGAGCCCCAGUGCCCGUGCCCUGGCACUACUGACUGUGCACCAGUGCAGAUGUACUACUGACAGGUCUUAUAAGGUCUUGUGUCUCAAUCUGAAAUAGUCACACUAGACUCUUGGUUUCAGUAGGGGGAAUGAGUCAGCUGACCUGGUUUGGGCACCUCUGAAGGCAAGAUGAGUCACUUUCUACCUAUUUCUCCCACAGUGUGAUUAUCUCAGACCUGGGCUUUGGGAAAACGGUUUCUACUCUGAGAGAAGGAUAUAGUGGCAAUGUCUAUAUCAAAGUGCUCACCUUCUUUGUCUGACAGACUUUUAAUGCUAAUAAUUUGAAAAUGUGUCUAAAUUGAGUGAAUCACAGAAGAUUUUAUUACUGUCAUGCUUUGUACUUCAGUAUUAAUUCUGUUGCAUUUACAUAAGCGUGGUCCAGCACCGAAGCACAGCGGUGCCUGAGCUGGAUUUUCUUUUAGCUACAAGUAAGUGGGGGUUGGAGGUUGCAUGUACCUGCAGAUCACCAGUGGGAGUGGAUGUGGAGGAGCAUGUACUCAGAGAAAGGUACUGGUGGUAGUGUCGUACAAAACAGAUUAUUCAGAGGGUGGCAAGAGCUGGUAUUUGUAGAUGCUGCUUGAAGCUGGAGUAGCUCCCUCUCCACUUAGACCUAUGCAAAGGGGUAAAGAGGCACAGAUCCAGUCUUGCUCUUGCUGUGCCACGUAACAUGCUUCUGAAAUACCUUAAUGACUAGUUCCUCUGUGCAGACUAUCAAGGGACAACAGCUUUCACGUUGUUCUUUUUCUGUCCUGUGGGUGCAGAUGUCUUUAAGACAAUUUGGCUCAUAAUGUCUGUGUAUCAUUUCUCACAUAUGCAAGGUAAAGCCUGGUCACAGCCCACUCAGAAAGGAGGGAGGGUAAGUGACUCAGAUUCAUAAAUCCCCAGUGGUGCGGAAUAAGGUGAGACAAAUCUCAAAAUCCAUAUACAAACAUUUAUGAGGUUAGUAACCAGCACUUAACUAUCCCUCAUCUUCUGCAUCCCUUAAAAAAUUAGGUAGCUUAAUAGAUGGACAGAAACGCUCUUUGGGUCAGGAGGCAGAAUUUACUUCUGCUUGUGAAGUACUUUGGGGUCCUGAGGUAUGCUACAGAGGCUUUUAAUGACUAGCUUCUAAGUAAAGUUUUCCUCUCUAUUAGCUGUGUUUGUUUUUUUUUUUUUCAUGUGUGCUUGUUGUAUGAUUUGUCAUUUCCAGGGUAGGAGCAGCAUUAAUUAUUAAACUUAU
Messenger RNA from Calidris pugnax (ruff), 3411 nucleotides. RefSeq names its product gap junction protein delta 4 (gene GJD4). The coding region runs from base 130 to 1380 and encodes 416 amino acids. The transcript is spliced from 3 exons. NCBI's taxonomy places the organism in Eukaryota, Metazoa, Chordata, Aves, Charadriiformes, Scolopacidae. Gene Ontology annotation, biological process: cell communication. Gene Ontology annotation, cellular component: connexin complex. The record is from RefSeq and is a predicted model, not a curated record.